Molecule: messenger RNA, 617 nt
Organism: Brassica oleracea var. oleracea
Lineage: Eukaryota; Viridiplantae; Streptophyta; Magnoliopsida; Brassicales; Brassicaceae
Exons: 4
Coding region: 4-534 (176 amino acids)
Biological process (GO): sterol transport
Molecular function (GO): sterol binding
Source: RefSeq, a predicted model, not a curated record
UUAAUGGCUACAUCUUACGUCCGGCUUCUGCUUCUUGUUCUCGCACCACUCCUCUUCUUACCGGCUUUGUGCGCUGUUGAUUUUGGGUACUGCAAUAAAAAUGGAUACGAUUACGGUAACUUCAGUCGUGUAGAGAUCUCUCCGAACCCGGUUGGACCUGAAGACAACUACCUAAACAUUACUGUAUCUGGUUAUGCAAGCAAACAAAUGAACAAUGUAACUAUAGAAGUGUACGCAAAAUCAAAGAAAACUACUGACCUUCUAGGAGGAUACUCUAUCUGUAAGGUGGGUAAUGCAUGCGUAAUUAGAUCUGGCCUCUGUUUUAGUCCUGAAUGCCCUAUUGAAGCUCGCACCAAGUUUGUGUUACCUAUUCCCAAAGUUCAAGUGGAUGACCUUGAGGAUGACUUCAAAUAUGUCGUAUCUCUGCUUGAGGACGAUCUCGUCAACUCUUCUGACUAUGAUGAAAAGUUUAUAGAAAGAAUGUGUGUUGACUUCGUUGUACCUAUGUCGGAUUCCACAUUGGAUUCUGCUUAAUCAAGUCGGUGGGUGGAAAAUAUGUUAUCAAGCAUUUUUAUGAGUUUUUUUCGACAUACUCGCUUGUCUUCCCCCUUUCUUAA